Messenger RNA from Boeremia exigua, 1099 nucleotides. RefSeq lists its product as uncharacterized. The record is from RefSeq and is a predicted model, not a curated record. Lineage: Eukaryota; Fungi; Ascomycota; Dothideomycetes; Pleosporales; Didymellaceae. Bases 250 to 939 code for a protein of 229 amino acids. The transcript is spliced from 2 exons.
CAGAACAGCUGGAUGACCACAAAUGGAAGACUCUGUUUCUUCGUGCUGCCAUCCGUAAGAUCCACACUUGGGUGGACGGUGAGGUGAACGAAAAUUGGUAUGUGACAUUGAUCACGAACCAUGAGCUUGAGGCACGCGCCAUUGAACAGUUUCAGCCUCCGGGGCUGACCCAGGAAGAGAUUGACGAGAGGAACAGGAAGGUCCUGAGCCUGCGCGCGACCAUCCAGACCAUCCAGACUGAGGUGAGGAAUGCAUAUAGCAGAGCGCACGACGAUGCUAUGUCGACAAUCAGUGGUCCUGGUAGGGCGGAUUCAAGAGUUCUACGCCUGGGUAGACGGUGAAGUCUACGAAAACACCUACGUGACGCUGAUCACGAACCUGGAUGUCGAGGCGCGCGCCCUGGAGCAGUUCAAACCUCUGAAUCUCACUCGAGAAGAGAGAGACGAUCGACGGAAGAGGGUUUUGUUCCUCCGCGCCGCUAUCCGGACAGUUCAAACACAAGUGCGGAACGCUUACGCGAUCGCAUACGACGAGGCCGUGACGACGAUAUCGACCCUCAGCGCGGGAGACAGCGAGAUUAAAGCCAAAGCGCAGCAGAUGAGAGAUUUCUGCGCGCCUUUGAGGAACCGCACCAUCGUCCCUUUGCUCAGGCCAGAUGUUCACGCUGACGACGCUGACGACCUGCUAACAUACAAGGUGCGACCGCUGGCCAAGCUUAACCGACUGGAGCGAUUCGCCUUUUGGCGGGAAAAGUUGACCUCUGAUGUGAUCGCUUCGUCCAUUGGCCGAGGCUGUGCGAUAGUCGAUGUCAGGUCACUAUUGAAAGAUCGAGCCUUCGUCACCAUGCUCAGUUGGUAUGUGCACAGGGUGUGCGACAUCAUUCAUCAUCGCAUGAUCUACCCGUCGAUCAAGAAUAAUGCAUGCGAGUACAUUUCGUAGACGUGGCAGUCCUGGAAGCCAUCCGUUUCCCAAAGUACUCCUCGAAAGCAUACGAUACGAUUCGACGCCUUGACGAGCAGUAUCGCAAGAGAGAGCCAAACGCACCGACUUGAAGUGAUUCGCUUUAUAGAGCUUCUUCGCAUAGACGCACCUCAGCAAU